ACGGUCUUUUUGGGACGGACCUACUUCGAGCGUGGCAGCUAUUCGGUCGGUGUGCCCGUCGUUUCUCCCUUCCGCCUUCCGGGACGCCUAGUGGUUCCCGACACUACGCGUCAUGACGCUCUUCCACUUCGGCAACUGCUUCGCCCUGGCUUACUCGCCGUACUUCAUCGCCUACAAGUGCACCGGCUUAUCGGAGUACAAUGCUUUCUGGAGGUGUGUCCAAGCUGGCGCCACCUACCUGUUUGUCCAGCUGUGUAAGAUGCUGUUCCUCGCCACGUUCUUCCCCACCUGGGAUGCCUCAGUCGGUGUCUAUGACUUUGUGGGGGAGUUCAUGAAGUCAACAGUUGACCUGGCCGAUCUAGUGGGUCUGCACCUGGUGAUGUCCAAGAACGCAGGCAAGGGCGAGUACAAAAUCAUGGUAGCUGCGAUGGGCUGGUCUACCGCUGAGCUGGUUAUGUCCAGGUGCAUCCCUCUCUGGGUUGGAGCCAGAGGCAUUGAGUUUGACUGGAGGUACAUUCAGAUGAGUUUGGACUCCAACAUCAGCUUGGUUCACUAUGUGGCAAUGGCAGGCCUGGUGUGGAUGUUCUCCAGAUAUGACUUACCAAAGCACUACCGCCUGCCCAUCGCCAUUCUACUGGGGCUCAGUGUCUACAAACUCUUCCUCAUGGAGUCUGUCAUUCACAUCUUCGUGCUGGGCAGCUGGAUGGCGCUGCUGGUGAAAGCAGCCGUCACUGGCGCCGUCUCCCUCAGCGCACUUCUGCUCUACGUCAGUCUCGUACAUGGCAACUGACCUUGAUGGGUGGGCGCAGGGCAGGGCAGGGCCACUGUCUCCCGCCCCCACGUUCUCUCGCUGCCUCCCCUUCCCCAGAUCUCUCCCCAUUCCUGAUCCUCCCCCUCCCUCCCUCUUGGAUUCUAGAUUUGCCACCCAUCUAACCGAUCACUGAGUCCCUCCAUUCUCCCGACCCCUGGGGAAGGUAUCCAACCCCCUGUCCCAGCCCACCACCC
This is a messenger RNA of Mobula hypostoma (lesser devil ray), 1005 nucleotides long. It is a transcript of the gene tmem147, whose product is annotated as transmembrane protein 147. Lineage: Eukaryota; Metazoa; Chordata; Chondrichthyes; Myliobatiformes; Myliobatidae. The transcript is spliced from 7 exons. Bases 113 to 790 code for a protein of 225 amino acids. The record is from RefSeq and is a predicted model, not a curated record.